This is a messenger RNA of Pestalotiopsis fici W106-1, 516 nucleotides long. RefSeq lists its product as uncharacterized. Lineage: Eukaryota; Fungi; Ascomycota; Sordariomycetes; Amphisphaeriales; Sporocadaceae. Bases 1 to 516 code for a protein of 171 amino acids. The transcript has a single exon. The record is from RefSeq and is a predicted model, not a curated record.
AUGGCCACCAAGAGCGACAUGGACAAGGCGACAGAGCCAGGUCAUUUGACCGUCAACACUACUGAAUUACCCUCUCACAAUGGCACUGCUCUUUCGCCCAGCACAAGCGUCAACAGUACCGAAAAGACCCUUCAUGAGACCAGCGUGGAGCUGGCCAGGAACUCGGGGCUCUCUACGCCCAGCUCUGCACGGCACUUGAACCCGUUCGACACUGAUAUCGAGAGAGGACAGUCCGCAGACAACCUCAACCGCAAGUCGACACAGUUCACCGGAAGAACACUUCACGACCCCAACUGCUCCGUCUGGCCAGGUCAAAACCACUGGAAGCAAAAGGCAAAGGCUGCCAAGAUCAACAACCGAUCCUGCCAACCACAAUGGAUGGCCAAGCUCAGCAGGCGGAACCGACUCAUUGUCAAGCUCUUGAUUGCUGCUCUCGUGAUUGGCGUUGCUGUGGGCGUUGGUUUUGGAAUCAGCAAACCUCUAGGCGCCGGCAUCUGGAAGUCUCCAGACUCAUGA